AUGAAAUCGUCAAAAGCGAAAAAAAACAAAAGCAAAUCCUCAAAAAAAAUAAAACUUAACGAAACCAGCCCCAAUGCUAUCAAAGAAAAACCUUACAUCACCAAAGAAAUCGACACAUCCAUCACUUUGCUAGAAAGUCCUGAAGGUAAUUUGGUAUUAGAAGCUCUACUAUUCUUAUCAAAGUAUGCAGACAUUCAAAGGAACAAUUUAGAAUCCGUCCAAACCCGUGGCCUUUUGCCAAAGCUUUUGGCACUUCUGGACCAUAACAUUUGCAUCGUAAGAGUUUCCUUGAGAUUAUUAUCGCAAUUAUUAACAGUAGAAGCCGCCCAACUCGAAUUAAAUCAAGAAAAAGUCGAUGAAGCUGUCAUGAAAAUCUGCGGGUUCUACAUAAAUCACAGCGAUGUGAACGUAAAGGAGUUUUCUAGUCAGAUUUUGGCAACGUAUAGCACGUUGGGGAAAGCGCACUUCUUAGUUACGGAACCUCGUUUAAUAACAGCGAUUUUGAAAACUAUUAAAAUUCCCGAGACUGAUGUUAUUCUGCGCCAAUCACUGGAGUUACUUAGCAAAUUUAUUGAAAUGGAGUCGGUGCGGAAAAGGCUACCUGAAGAAAAGGAAUUCAAUAUAACAAUUUUAUUGGAAAAGAUGCAAACUUCAGAAAAUUGUUUUCCUAUCAUUUUAGAAAUUUUCGAAAAGAUGACAUAUUUUUGCGAUGAUACGCUACAGACACGAUUGAAAGAAUGCAAUCUUGUUGAGCACAUAUUCGAUAUUAUUACAGAUCCUGAACGAAUCGACUAUGUAGUCACUUGUUUAAAAAUUGUGUUGCAUUGUAUGGGGAAUGAAAAUACGAAGAGCUACUUCACCAGUUCUUUUGAAUUUCUGAAAUUCUGUCAGUGGAUUAAAACAUGUCCAGACCACGUCAUGCAAAUUUGCGCUGAUAUUUUUUUGGAAAUCUCGAAAAUCGAUUCGAUUAAACAGAUGUUGUUCGAUUUAUCGAUUGAAGACAUCAUUCUUUCGUUUUUUAGAAGUUCUGAUAAACAAGUUUUAAAUACUACAUGUGACGCUGUGAAUUUCAUGGCUAAACAUAAAUAUUGCUGCGAGAAGAUGGUUACUCCGGUCGUGAUAAAAAAACUUCUUGAGAUAAUGCGGAGAGUGGGUGAUAGCGAAGAUCCUGAAAAUGAGGUGGCUUUAUCAACUUUACACUAUUUCAGUAGAAGGGAUUCAAGAACUAUUUACAUGAUCCGCACCUACGAUGGGAUAGAAGUUCUCUUAAAAUACUUGAAAGAACGAAGCGAUAAACUCUCCACCGAUUCGUACAAGAAAGUUCUGGAAAUCAUCAAUAUGUUCGUUACUAACAAUCAAUUGCAAAGUCUUAUUCUUUCGCCAGAUUUAUACGAAGUAAUUUUAACGCAAACUUCGAGCAAAUUCGAUGAAAUAUGCAUGAGAAGCUUGGAAAUUAUGAUAAACUGCUUAAACCACGAAGAUUUCCAAAAUUACUUCUUAUUAAAUAAAGGAUCUCAAGUCGUGGCUGACAAGCUCUCCAGCACAACGAACGAGCAAGUAGUUAGACUGCUCAUUAUUUUUAUUCAUAAUGCUUUGAUGUAUGAGAAUUUAGCUAGAGACUUAAUUUACAAGAAAAUUUUAUUAAUCUUGAAACGACUACCAGAGGGGGUCAAAUAUCGCAACCCUUUAAUUCAAACAACCAUCAAUUUAAUUUACAACAUGUGUCUACCCGUGAAAUUCUAUGAAACCGGUCGAUUAGAAUUCACAGAUCGACUGAAUGAAAGAUUCUACGUCAUAAACGGACCAUGGAAUGAACCCUUCCCCUUUUUAGAAGUGCUGGAGUUGCGUCGAAUGUCAACUUUAAGUACCAUUUAUGUGGUCGACGAGUGUGAGCAUAAUGAACAGAAAUGCUUCGACUGCAUAAGCAUCCACACUCAGAAUAUGCCCAGUAUAAGUGCCAAUUACUCCUUCUCGACCAUUUCCUCCGUUUCUUCGUACCAAACCCGUUGUACCAUCAAUUUUGGGCUCCUCUCCCAUGAUCCAUAUCUCCCUAAAUAUGUCGAACAAAUAAAAAACCUCGUCACUAAUGUCACCGACUUCGAAAAGAAAAUCCAAAUUCUGGCCAAAUUUGUCGAUACGUGUUUGUGCGGACCUGAGAAGAACUCAACAAACCGAGACAAGCAGCACACAUUUAAGCUACACAUUGCAUGCAUCAAGCAGAAAUUAGGGACCAACAUGAUUCCAAUAGGUUAUCUGCGACUAGGUUUCCAAUGUGAAAGAGCUCUGCUUUUUAAAGCACUAGCUGACCACGUUGACGUUCGGGUGAGUUUGGUUAAAGGCAAAAAUAAAAUGUACUGGAACGAAGUAGCGUUGAUCCAAACUGUGGAUCGCAAGACAGCUUUGAAAAUGUUUGUUGUUGAUUUGAUGAGCAAUAUUGGACAGCUGUUGCCCGUCGGAUCAAGAGAAUGUAAUAUGUACUGCGAUAUUCAAUAA
Molecule: messenger RNA, 2493 nt
Organism: Zophobas morio
Lineage: Eukaryota; Metazoa; Arthropoda; Insecta; Coleoptera; Tenebrionidae
Exons: 1
Coding region: 1-2493 (830 amino acids)
Source: RefSeq, a predicted model, not a curated record